UAUAAUUCGAAUAAAAAUACAUUUUUUUCAUUAAUGGUCAUUUUGACAGUGGGAAUUGGAAAUUGUUUACUAGUAAUCGUUUAAUUAUUAUUAAUAAAUAACGUGGAAGUUGAAAUAAACUCAUGUGGUUCCUAUUUAGUUCUGUCUAUUAGUUCUGUAUAAUUAAGCAAUUUUUUUCCAACUACUAUUAGCUUUCAUAAAAAUAUCACAAAAUUUGGAUUGAUUCUUAAAUUUAAGAUUUUAGUUGAUACUACAAUUUUUUUUUGCAUAACUAGAUUGUAGUUCGUGACAAUCAACAAUGGACAUAGACAUUCAAAAUCGUACCGAUUGGGAACACAGAAGGAAAAUUCGUCUUGCUCAAGUUAGAAAUCAGUCUAAAGAUAUUGCCAAAAAAAUAUGCGAUCGUGUUCAAUGCACAUCUCAAAAUGAAUUAGAACACCUUCAGAUAACUAAAUUUAAAGCUGACCAUAAGUACAAAUCUCUUGUACGGAAUAAACUGAAAAGUGACUUUAAUUAUUUAAUUCAAGAUAUCGGCAAUGGUUAUUCAUUAGCAUCAGUUGAAACUGAUCCUAGCAUACAGAUGGCAGAAAAAAGACUAGUAAAUCGGUGCAAAGCAAUUUCUCGAGGGACUGAAGCUAUGCAACGACAAAACCGUAUUCUUGAAGAAAAAAGCACGGAAAAAGAAAUGAAAGAAAAAAGAGUUCAUUUUAAUAAAACUGUUGAAAAAAUUCGUUCUGCUCUUAUUACAAGUGUACCAUUUGUGGAUAAUGAAGUAAAUUCUUACGACGCUAACAAACAUAAUAAAUGUUUAUUACUUCAAAGUCAAACUAUUUUAACAGAGUCCAGUAUUCCUAGUUGGAACUAUAAAAUGAACAAUUCAAAACCAUGGUCAAGAGUUAUUGAAUCUUCUAAAGAAAACAGAAAUCAUAAUGAUAAAAAAUGUUUGUCCAUUGAUGGCUCUAUAGAAAAUAAAGAAGCAGAAACUAAAAUUGCAAAUUUAGAAAAUGAUGUAAAUAGCUAUGAAAGUUUAGUUAGCAAAUUGAAAAAGUUAUCUGCUGAAGAACUAAAUAUUAGAAAUAAGUUACCAAAACACUCAGAACAGGAUAUUUCAGUAUCAAUAAAAAAUAUUAAUAAAAAGGAAAAUGUAAAAUAUAAUGAUCAAAAUUCAAAACUAGGAUUUAGUGGCAAUUCUCAAUUAAAUGAAAAACAAAGUAAACUUGAUGCUAAUGUGAUUAUAAAUCAAUCACAAUCAAGUUCAUCAAUGUCUCCGGCAUUAGUGAGAACUUCACCUAAAAGAAUAGAGGUAUCCAUUAAAAAAAAACAUUCAAAAAAUGAGCCAAAAGUUGAUAUAAAAAAGCGGUCUACUUUAAAAACAAAUAUGAAAUCACCAAAAGCGAAAAUACCUUUAAAGAACAUUAACAACAUUAUUGAACGUGUUAACCAAAAAAAAAGAUCACUAGCCAAUGAAUUGUCGGCAAAUAUUAAAAAAACUGAGAAUUUAACAAAUACAAAACAAAUACCAAUGAUUAAUAGAACUAAGGGUAGUGAUGAUUUAAAAAGAAAAUGUAAUACUGUAAGUUUUGCUAACCUUCCUCAAUCUAAUUAUGAUUCUCAGUUAGAAGCAUCAAAAAAUAAAUCCAAAUGGAGUGGUUUAAAAUGUGACAACAGUGUUAAUGUAGAGUUGAUGAGACUCAUAAGUUCACUGUUGAAAAUGUCUCCAAUUGAUAUACAUAAUCUCUCGGUAUCGAUGAGUUCGGAUUCUAGCAUCAGAACUGAAGCAAGUGUAGCUCAAGAUUCAAACGAUAGUUUACAAUAUUAUAAUGAUUUACUGAAUACAAUAUCUGAAUGCUUAAAUACUGAAUUAUCUGAUAUCAGUCAAGAUACUGCACUAUAUUCACCUAUUAACAUUAAUACAUUAAAUCGCUUGCAAAAGAUAUCUGAAUAUUAUUUAGAAAAAACAGAACAAAUAAGAAGUAUUUGUGAAGAAACUCCUCAAUUUACAACAAAUGAUAAUUUAAACAAAACUUGUAUUGAAGAAACCAUAAACCAAAGUGAAACUGAUAAUGAUGAAAACAUUGACAAUAGUUCUUUAGUGUCUUCAAAAGAACCAAAUUAUGUUCUGGAACAUAUAAACACACUUUUACAACAAAAAGGACUUAUAAGACAAAAUUAUGAAUGGCCGUUAUUUAAAAAUGACAAUAGCGAUGACGACAAUAGAAGUUUAACUGAUCAGCUUUUAGAUAUAAAUCAUUAAAAUUCAUGUAACAAAUAGUACGAUUACCAUUCUAUUGUAUUGGAGAAAAAGGUAAAUACUAUUUAAAACUAAUGUAAAUUUAAAAUGAUCACUAAUUUGUGUGUGUGUAUAUAUAUUAUAUUAAGUCCUGGAAAACUAAUAUUUGUAAAUUGACUUAAAAAAUUAUAAUUUAAAAUAAGACGUUGCCACUUUUUUUAAAUGAAUGCA
Messenger RNA from Adelges cooleyi (spruce gall adelgid), 2461 nucleotides. RefSeq names its product putative autophagy-related protein 11. The record is from RefSeq and is a predicted model, not a curated record. The transcript is spliced from 8 exons. Bases 299 to 2254 code for a protein of 651 amino acids. NCBI's taxonomy places the organism in Eukaryota, Metazoa, Arthropoda, Insecta, Hemiptera, Adelgidae.